Molecule: messenger RNA, 2481 nt
Organism: Physcomitrium patens
Lineage: Eukaryota; Viridiplantae; Streptophyta; Bryopsida; Funariales; Funariaceae
Product: F-box only protein 6
Molecular function (GO): protein binding
Source: RefSeq, a predicted model, not a curated record
UCACGUGUCAGGCCUGGCGAAUUGCGCCGUUCAUUUCCGGUCUCCAGGCUGUGGCGAUCCAUCGACCCUUCCACGGGGAGCCUCAUCGGUCCAUCCACAUUGUUGGGAACCGUCGCCGUCAUCUCCAUCGAUCGAUCGUCACCAUCGCCCACGCCUGUCUGCCUGCACUGGCCACAUUGAAUCUCUAGGAGUCUCAACUAUCCCUAGUUCUGGUCCUAAGCGCUUCGUGCAGCUGGUGGUCCUGUCCCGUCCAGUCGACCUUAGCCUAGCAUUAGCGUAGCCCCCGAUUCCCGAUUCUACCUCAGGCUCGCGGUUCUUAUGCCCAAGCGCCGUCGUAUAUCACUGUAGAGGAGGUUACCGCUUUAGUCGUGUUGUUGUUAUUGAUUUUUGUUUUUCUCGUUUUUUUUUUCUUUUAUUUAUUUAUUGAUAUAUUACUAAUUAUCGAACAUGUAACCUCGUGCUGUGCUGCACUAGGCAAUGCUGAAUAGAGUUGCAGUGUCUGUAACUCAGGAUGCCGAUGUUGUUAUGGUUUGCCAUCCCCCAUUGCUGCUUUUCUGGCGGGUGGGCUUGAUCGUUUUACAGCUAGUCCAGCACUUCACGUCGUUGAGGCAACGUCGUCGAGGCAGCUUGCUUAAUGUGAGCAAGCUGGGGGUGUGAGAUCGUUCAGCUGCCGGGUUUGUGAAAGUUAUCAGCAGCUUUAGGUAUGAUGGAUCCAGAAGUAUGGAGUAAGCUCCCCCAGGAGAUGCUUCUGGACGUGCUAGCAAGACUCCCCUACAACCGUAUCACCAAGUUCCGCGAGGUGUGCAAGAAAUGGAAAGAGCUUCUCAAUGCGAAGCACUUUACAGACAGGAUAGUAUCGAUUCGAAAAUCUCAAACCCCUUUGUUGGUUGUAUGCGUCAAGAGGUAUCAUGCCAUCAUGGCUUAUGACCCAACAAUAAAGGAAUGGCAAGAAAUAUUUAUCUGGAAAAAACCCCCCAACUUCCAAAUUCACUGCUUGCGUGCUGCAGGUGGGGGCUUGCUUUGCUUCAAGGGCAAUCUCGGCGAAAGGAAGACCGUGGACGAGGGGGCGACGAGGCUUCUCGUUGUCAAUCCCAUCACUAAGUUAUGGCGCAUACUCCCCAGCCUGCCUUCUGGCAUCAGAGCCGCAGGGUGUGUGAACUUGGUCGUCCUGGAAAAUGAACCAAAUCGGUUCAAGAUUUUGUUCAUGCAAAUUCAUUGUAACUUGCAUCAGCGUCGCUUGGUGGGGACUCUAUAUGAUUCUGCAGCUGAUUUAUGGACAACAUAUUGCGAGGACACGACCUUGGAGUCCGUUUACCGGAGUGUGUAUGUAAACGGAACGAUGCACUAUAUUGGGUCCGAGCGGGUUCAUGAGUAUGGCGCCUUAGUUAGCCGAAGACAGGGCGUCUCGUUUGAUAUGUACAAGAAGGCGUUUUCCAGGUUUGAUGCACCAUUAACCAGCGAGGUCGGCGCCAAGAAAUUCAUGGAGCUUCAUGGCCGGCUUUCGCUAGUCACAUUCUCCACGGUGGCCACUUUCUCCCCCUCGGUGCAGCAGUUCGACGAACAGUCCGGGACCUGGGUGGAUGCACAGCUGCUGCCCCCAGGGAUUGGUCUCGGUGUGCAAGGUUACGUCCCGCUGGGCCAGGGUUCCUAUCUCUACUUCGCCGAUCCGCACCGACAGUCGGAAACCGUAGUGUGCUACGAUUUGUUGAAUAGACAGAGGUUCCUCAUUGAUGAGUCUUUUCCAGACUUGCGUUCUGAAGGUUUUAAACUGUAUCACCCUACUCUAUGUUCGGUAUAAUAAGAACGCACCUUCAGUGUUGCAGGCUUGUAGCAACUCCUGUUGCUGGACGGUAUUCGCGGUAUGUAGUAUCUUAGGUGAGAAACAUGAAAGCGUAGGUAUGAUUACGAUGUAAUGAAAUGGUUUAGAGGAAUGGGGGUUGUAUGGGGAAGAGUUGACUAUGGUGCCGGCCUGACUUCGUUGGAGGUACCCAGCCACCGAAGGUCAGCCAUGGAAUUGGAUUCUGGUCGCCUCCAUGCUGGUGAGCCAGAUGUGGACCUCCACACCCUUCUGCCCACCUUGAUGGCUUCCUCUUUGUACCUCAUUGGCUUUGCGAUGGCCUCCUGUUUCCUUCAUAUUGUCCUUCUGCAUCCAGCUUCCAUUGCAGAGCACCACCUUUUCUUUGCUGGCAGUUCUCUUACUCAUUUGUCCUAAAAAAGCCAAUGAGAAGUUACGCCAAAGUUGUACCCAAGAAAGUUAAAUAUUUUUAGUGAAUGAUUACAUCAAUUAAGUAAUUAGAUAGUCUCAACUAUAUUUUUUGGUAUAUCUGUUUUUCUUAGUAGCCCGAGAAAGAUAAGGAUAACAAGUUCAAAUGAGGACAAUAGAAUAUGCAUGUAGGGUAGAUAGAAAUAAAAAUUAGACUUUUUGUAAAUGUUAGUGGUUGAAAUGCAGUUCUAGUUUGAAUUAGGACCUUCAUAUGUCAA